CAGUCACGACUUGCCCCACCCACAGGGGUCGAGAAGGUCAUCUAUUCGUCUGCUGCUUCACAUCCGUGCAGGCUUUCAGAUGUAAAUAUGGGUGGCAGUGUGAUUUUUAGCCAGUUUCAUUAGUGCCUUUAGGCUGCUUUUGCCUGUGGUGUGGACUGCAGAGAAGCAGCAGCGCCGGGACGCAGCCAUGGCGCUCCGGAUUGACGCUCUCAGUACGGGGCAGGCAACGAGUGUGAGGGCUGUGUUCCUGCGGUAUGGUGGGAUUAGGAGAAGCGGGAAUGGUAGGAGAGUUAGUAUGUUUAUGAGUUUGGAGGGGCAGCAGUCUCAGCCCAUAAAGCAGCAGGUGCAGGGCUUGGGGGUGGAGCAUUGGGGCGCGCCGAUUGUGAAGAAGUCUGUGCGCGCGUGGCGAGUGCGGAGGAAUGCGUCUGUAGAGCUUGCGAGUGGGGGUGGAGAUGACGGGGGCAGUGGCGGAGUGAAGGGAUACGGGGGCGGCGAUGGAGAGAGCGAAUAUGGGGGUCAGGGCGGGUCUGCGAACCGCGACGAGGCUCUCAUGGUGUUGUCUGGGUUGGGUAAGUCGCUGGAAAACUUGCCGGCUGAUCUCGCGUCUGCGAUCCAGGAGGGGCGUGUUACCGGCGCCAUUGUGAAGAAGUUCUUCGAGCUGCAGGACUCCAAGUUCUUGGGUUGGUUGCUGAAUUUUGGUGGAUUCAAGGAGCGUCUAUUGGCUGACGAUUUGUUUAUGACGAAAGUGGCAAUUGAAUGCGGCGUCGGAAUUUUUACUAAGUCUGCUGCUGAACUUGAGAAGCGCAAAGAGAAUUUCUCUAAGGAGCUGGACUUCGUCUUUGCGGAUGUGGUGAUGGCAUUGCUUGCUGAUUUUAUGCUGGUGUGGCUGCCAGCCCCCACCGUGUCGUUGCGUCCUAAAAUUGCAAAUGUCGGAGGGCUUGCGAAAUUGUUUUACAAUUGUCCCGACAAUGCCUUCCAGGUUGCAUUUGCAGGGCAGUCCUUCUCCCUGUUGCAACGUUUUGGUGCUAUUGUGAGAAACGGGGCGAAGUUAUUGGCUGUCGGUACAACAGCCUCACUGGUCGGGACAGCCUCUACGAACACUUUAAUAGCAAUUCGUCGCAAGUUGGAUAAGAACUUUGAGGGAGAAUCAGAAGAUAUUCCAAUCCUACAAACCAGCUUGGCUUAUGGAGUAUACAUGGCUGUCUCCAGUAACUUGCGAUAUCAAAUCCUGGCAGGAGUCGUCGAGCAGCGUAUAUUGGAGCCAAUGCUGCACAACCAGAAACUGCUGCUUAGCGUAAUGAGCUUCGCUAUUCGUACUGGAAACACGUUCCUCGGUUCAUUGAUGUGGGUGGAUUACGCACGAUGGGUUGGCGUACAGAGGAGUAGAGGCGCAGAAGAAGCUGUUGCAGCCAUUAAGGGUGCUGCCGAAGUUGCUUAGAAUUUCUAUCAUCACUUAAGAUCUGUGAGGAUCAAGCAACUGAUUCACCUCCUUGGGAUGAAGUUUCAUCAGUGUAAGGUAGUCACUCAACAAGAUUCACUUCUUUAGUAGAUUUCUUGAAACAGGCUAGACUCCCAACUAUCAUUCUUAUUAUCACUUAACUAUUAUUCUUAUCACCAAAUUUAUUUUGGAUUAAGGUGAACUAUUUGCUUUAUUGUUGUAAGUCUAGAUUUGAGCUUCUUGUUGCAGAUAGCAUUGACAAUCUUGUACUUCAUGACUUCAAAUGGAAAUCCUCUAUUGCAGUAAGCUUGCCACUCUUGGCCUUUAAGAUGGCCUUAGUCAU
This is a messenger RNA of Physcomitrium patens, 1781 nucleotides long. Its product is annotated as protein RETICULATA-RELATED 4, chloroplastic. Lineage: Eukaryota; Viridiplantae; Streptophyta; Bryopsida; Funariales; Funariaceae. The record is from RefSeq and is a predicted model, not a curated record.